GCUAACAGCUAACAUAACGGAGCUAACAGCUAAUAUAAACAAAGCUAACCAUGUCAAACAUCAACGUCUCAUUGGACAACCCGUACGAGCAACAUGUCGGACGUCAGAGAAAAAGGCGCAGAAGAAGAAGAGGAGGAAGAGGAGGUCACAUGUGAGCCCCUCCCCCCCCCACCCUCCUCUGUUGCCAUGGAGACGAUGAUGAGGAGGCAGGACCUGGUGUGCAUCGUCUGCUUCGGCAGCUAUGACCUCACAACGCGGUUACCACGGCGACUGCACUGCGGACACGCCUUCUGCCAGGCGUGCCUCAGAAGGCUGGACACCGUCAUCAACGAGCAGGUGUGGAUCCCGUGCCCUCAGUGCAGGCAGAACACCCCUCGGCCCCGGGGGGGGGCAGCAAGUCUGGACCUGGACCUGGUCUCCUUCCUGGGGGUGAAGCAGCAGGCGCCCCCCCCCCAGGCGCCCCCCCCCCCGCAGGCGGCUCCCCCGCUGGGCUCUCUGAGGGACAGGAAGCCCUGGAAGGAGUUCCCCCCCGAGGACAGCUGGGCUCACGGAGGACUGGCCGAGCCGCGCUUCCAUCGCUACGGCAACUGCUGCCCGCCGCCCUCCUAUUGGCUGUGCUGCUGGUUCUGCUGCCGGGGGCGGGGCUAGGGCCGGCCAAUGAGAGAGAGGCUCGGCUGAGUUUUAAUAAACAGUUAGGAUUCGUUGAGAAAUAAAGCAACAGAUGAGUUCAACGGGUUCAGACCUGCAGCGUCUUUAACCUCUAACCUUUAACCUCUGAAAGAUAAGAAGGGUUAUAAGCGUCUAUAUUUUCACUCUCUGAUAUUUCUUAGACUAACGUAGCA
Trematomus bernacchii (emerald rockcod) is the source of this 842-nucleotide messenger RNA. RefSeq lists its product as uncharacterized. The record is from RefSeq and is a predicted model, not a curated record. Lineage: Eukaryota; Metazoa; Chordata; Actinopteri; Perciformes; Nototheniidae. Bases 94 to 648 code for a protein of 184 amino acids. The transcript is spliced from 3 exons.